AUGGCAUUGGAGAAGAAGUUUGUGUGGAAGCAACUGGCACCAAUGCUGGAUCCAUUUGCAGUCGCAGCGGCAAGUAUGUUGAAUGUUACGGUGCGGAGAUUCUGCGUUUCUCCGAAUGGUCUCCUUAUUGUGCCUCAUGUCAUCGUCAACUGUGGCGAGGAAGCAGCUGAUCAAAUGGUCAAGUGCUUGCCUGCCAUUGAUAAGACAGAGGUGACUCUGGUUUCAUUUUUCGAUUACAAGAUUAGCCACAGUCCACGCGACCUGGAUCACUUCGCUCUGUGCAUGGGCUGGCUUCUGGGUUCCUUUACCAAGCUUCGUGUGGCGAACAUCGGCACUUUUCGUAGGUACGGUGAUAGGACUUGCCUUUGGAAGACUGUUUUGCAAAACCUUCAGCGCCACUGCCGUUGUCUCGAGAGUCUCGACUGCUACUGCUACACGUGGCCAGAGCUAGUCGUGAAGGCUUUGCCAGCUUUCAACAACCUUCUUCGCAUGGGCUUGUCGGUGAACAGCACAUCCGAGUGUUCGGCAUCACUGCUCUUCGAAAGACUUGCUGACUGUUCUGGAACUCUGCGGCGUUUGGCCUCGGUAAGUUUCGAGGUGGCAUGUGACGAAGUGGAUUGCAAGUCUUCCUUGCAGCGGUGCAUGGACGUGUUCUCGCUUACGCACGUGCGCAUUCUUGAGGAUGACCUGUUUGACGACACAUUGCCUCAAGUCCUGUCUCAGAUCAGAUGGCCAUCCAGCUGCUGUAUGAUUGCACUGUCAGCUAACUUCUCGGGCGAGCAGCUCUGCGCAUUGGCCGACGAAGUUCGUGCGAGUGGAGCAUCUGGGCUAUACAUCCAGAGCUUAGGUGAACGAGAGCUGACGGCUGCGCAGGUGCACCAGUUUCUAUCCACUCUGGAAAGAUCCACUCUGAGCACUUUCGGUUGGGACCAAGACGUGCCAGCAGCUGUAGUCAGCUCUGCCAAGAUUGGCCUUUGCAGUUUGGUUGGCAACCUGCCGUCCUUGCGUUCCCUUCAGCUGGGGGUUUAUGGCAAGCAGGGCUUUGCAUCUGAAGACUUGACGAAGGCUGCCUUCGAGGCCGAUGUUUGCUUACAUCGCUCCAGAGGGCUCUUCAUGCCAGAUUGCUCAGGGCGGAGUGCCUUCACCGCCUUGGCAGCCGCCUGGCGGUGGUGCACCCACUCGACAGUGGAAGUCAACACUUUAUAG
This is a messenger RNA of Symbiodinium sp. CCMP2456, 1206 nucleotides long. The record is from the annotation of a GenBank genome assembly. Lineage: Eukaryota; Dinophyceae; Suessiales; Symbiodiniaceae.